CUCUCUUGAUUCUAAUGGGGAAUGGAAGCUCUUGUGAUGGGGAAGCAAUUGCUUCCAAGGAGAAACCCUCAGAGAUUAUACAAAAGGCCCGAAGAAAACUAACAGCUGUUCUUCAAAGAGAUCCAGAGGCCGUCUUGAGUGCUUUAGAUUCCCAUCUCCUCAUUACACAGAGAGAGUACUUCUUACUGAAUCAAAUAAAUGAUCCACAGAAGCUAAUAGUGACAUUGAUUGAAACAGUGCUUCAAAAGGGAGAAUUGGCCCAUGAGCAAUUUCUAGAUUGUAUGGAAAACCUGCAACACACAUUUCCAGGCUUACAACCAAUUUCUGAGUAUUUAGAAGAUGAUCCCAGUAAUGAAACUGAACAUCCAGAAGCUACAGUGUUCUCAGAGAAAAGGAAUGGACCAGAAGACCCAGAAAUGAUUGCAUCAUCAGUGAAAAAACAUUUUCCUGAGAACCCAGAACCCAACACAGCUUCAGGGAAAGGGAAUGGAGCCGAGAAUCCAGAGCCUGACACAUCCUCAGAGAAAGGGAAUGAACUUUAG
Molecule: messenger RNA, 542 nt
Organism: Pelodiscus sinensis (Chinese soft-shelled turtle)
Lineage: Eukaryota; Metazoa; Chordata; Testudines; Trionychidae
Source: RefSeq, a predicted model, not a curated record